This is a messenger RNA of Schistocerca serialis cubense, 1453 nucleotides long. Its product is annotated as protein yellow-like. The record is from RefSeq and is a predicted model, not a curated record. NCBI's taxonomy places the organism in Eukaryota, Metazoa, Arthropoda, Insecta, Orthoptera, Acrididae. The coding region runs from base 149 to 1432 and encodes 427 amino acids. The transcript is spliced from 6 exons. Gene Ontology annotation, cellular component: extracellular region.
GGCGGUAUGUUCUCAGUAUAAAAAUGUGAUGGCGAUGGCAGUAUCAACGUCGUACCUCCACAACACAGAUUUCAUAGUUACAUCUGGCGAUUACGUUUCGUUGGCGAACUGACACGUUUGACUAACUUCUGGUGUGUAGCCGAAAACAAUGGCACGCAAAGAUUGUGGCAUUGCACUGCUGCUGCUGUUAUCGCUAGCAAUAGCAGGUGCACAUCGGAACCGAAAAAUCAAAAAGAAAGUGGUUAACAGCGACGAACUGAAGGACGAUUCCAGGUCAGGAGAACCUGAACUAGUGACCGUUAUUGCCUUAAAGGAGGCGAAAUUCGACUUUGGUGAUAACGCAACGGUGGAGCAAUAUCUACGAGACAGCGGCAACUACGAUCCCAAAUCUGUGCUACCGUACGAUGUAACAGUGGACACAGCAGCUCGCAACCGCAUAUUUGUGGCGACGCCACAGGUGGCGCGAGGCAUCCCGGUCUCUCUCAGCACUUCCCCAUUCCAAGAUCCAGGCAGCUCGUCGCUGAAGCCGUAUCCCAGCCUGGACGUGCAUCGCACAACAGAGGACACCAUCACAGACUGUAACACGCAGCUGGUGUCCGUCUUCACUACCACGAAAACUUCGGCAGAUGAAGAUACGCUCUUUGCAAUGGACAGUGGCGUUUUGGACAUAAUCAAGAAUCCGAGAGCGGUGUGUCCCCCUAAAAUUGUCAGCUUCGACUUGCAAACCGACAAGGUCAUAAACGUGACAAUAAUAGAGAAUGCUGCCUGCAACACUAUUUACACCUUAAUUCGGGUGGAGCAGUGUGCAGAUGGCAGAUUGGUGGCCUACAUCGCCGACACCGUAGGCUUCCAGCUGACGGUGACCGACCUCACCACUGGGGUCUCCAAACACCUGCAGAGUCAGUAUUUCUACCCCAAACCGGGCUACUUUUUCACCAAGGCGGGUGGUCCUUCUACUUACCUUCCGUAUGGUCUGUACGGGAUAUCAGGAGAUGACAGAUGCGAUGGGAAACUGUACAUGCAAGGUCACGCGACGAACAUUCAAGCUGCCGUGAAGAAGGAGGCCAUCCAGAAAGCGAAUGACGGUGACAUUCUCGACACCAUGACACAGGUGGCGCUGCCCGGGCGCCUGGCCGGUCCCAGCGGUCCCCUGGCGGCGGACCCCAGCGGCCAGCUGCUGUUCUUCCCCCAGCAGGACGCGCUGGCCGUCUACUGCUGGAACACCAGCAAGCCGCACCACCCGCACAACUUCCGGAUGAUCGCGCGAGACAGCGAGAGGCUGCAGUACUUCAGCCACAUGAAGGUGGAUCCCACUAGUAUGCGACUAUAUCUAGGUACCAAUCGCUUCACCAAAUACCUCUCGAAGACUAUCGACUAUUCCGACUACAACUACCGACUUCUGUACAUCAAUCUGAGUGGAAUUACGUGUUAGAUAAAGGUAUUAUGUUGUUCA